CUCCCUGGUGUGAACUCUCUGAGUCUUUCAAUCUCUUGAUUCUUGUUCCCGUAGUUGUCGUGUCGUAGCAUUAUUGAGUGUUCCACGCAAGGACGUGGUGCUUCUCCUGUGUUUCUUCAAGUUUCGUGUUGGACAAGUCUUCUGCAGUGUAUUGACUUCUUGAGGAGAAUGGAUAGGGUGGGAGUUAGUCCCCCAUCUACCAAAUCCACUUUUUCUUCGUUCAUUUUAGAUUUUGAGAUCAGUGUAAAUAUAAAACAGAGUUUUAGAAUAUCAAGGCUCAACCAUGCCUGGACGCCUACAAAAUUACUGGAAUCGUCGAAAGUCGUCAUUCUCUAGUUCCGGAAGACCCAAGCGAACGCCUCUACCCAAGAAUGUAGUGAUUGCCUGCCUGUGUGGCUUGUUCCCCAGUGCGUUUCUCAUUACUAUGCUGUUUCCGUUCUUGCCAUGGAUGGUUAAGCAAUUCACUGUCAAUGGCGAGAAGAUCACAGAAUUGAACUCAGGUCCAUAUGUGGGUCUAAUCGCCUCAUCAUUGUUUUUUGGAAGAUUUGCUGGCAGUUACUUCUGGGGAUGGUUUUCAGAUGUGAAGGGUCGCCGGCCAGCCAUGCUGUACAGUGUGGCACUCUUGGCUGUUGCCACCACCAUGUUUGGCUUCACCAAUAGCGCUUUAGGCCUUGGCUGGGCAGUGUUCACCCGUUUUUUAACAGGCCUUUUCAACGGUAUCGUCGGGACGUCCAAAGCAGUACUGUCCGAGGUUUGCGACAACUCUAACCAGGCUCAAGCUCUUACACUGCUCACUGCUUCGUUCAAUUUGGGUCUCAUCGUCGGCCCAGCUGUGGGAGGCUUUCUUGCGGAACCUGCCCGGCAGUACCCCUCUACUUUCGGAGGCAGUUCAUUUCUGAAAUUGUUCCCCUACGUCCUACCAAGUAUGGUGAGCUUGGCUCUUUGCAUAUUCGGCUUCGUGGUGAUGUUCAAGUUCUUGCCGGAAACCCUGGCAUCAAAAAGAAAGUACAAGAAGGUGGGCGGUGGCGCGGAUUCUGGUGAAAUUAGUUCCAUUGGCAAUGGCGAUGUGAACUCUCGUAAUGGAAGACCAGAGAGCCGUGGCUCAUGGAUGGUAGCGUUCAGUGCAGCAUCCAAGAAAACUUCUAUCCACUCUGGGCCGGAUAUCUUGAAUAACGCUGACGACGUUUCUCUGGACGACUCUUUGUCCAUCCAUAUCAAUCAUGGAGCAACGGAACGUUAUGAUGAAGAUGACGAGGAGUUGGUGGAAGAGAAUUGUGAUCCAUUCGUGAAUGCUUCCAGCUUCGCAGCACCACUGCUGAGUAAUGGCGUGUCGUCUUCCAAUAACAAUGCUGUGCCAAGUCUGUUGCAGAACGGUGUGAAAGAAACAGUCACCGCUGUCCACGGUCCUGCAGGCAGUGAUGCUGAAAUUCUUAGCCAAUCUAACAAUGGCGAGGGUGACAGUGAUGCUGAUGAUGAUAUUGAUGACAGCCUUGUCAUGCCACCACCGGGCUACUCCUCUUGUGCGUGCUGGCGUUGGCUGCUGCGCUAUCGUCUAGUUCGCCUGUUGGAUCGCUCCAAGUUCAUGAAAAUAUUGAGGCGACCAACAACACGCUAUGUAAUUCUCCUGUACUCGUUCUAUUCUGUUGGCGUGAUUGGUAUGGAUGAGAUCUUCUCACUGUGGUGCUCUGAGCCACCUCACUUGGGUGGACUGGGUCUUGAGCUGAAUACCAUUGGUACUGUUCUCGCCAUUGUGGGUGUCGCACAGCUGCCACUGCAGACCUUUGUUGUUCCCAUAUUUGAGCGGCGACUGGGCGCAAGAAAGUGCUUUGGUGUCAUGAGUAUACCUCUGAUCAUCAGUACAGCCAUUAUGCCAUCCCUGACUUCAAUGGCCAGCUCCAGUGCAGUCAUUCCUACCCUGGUCAUUGUUCAGCUGGUGCACAAGUUUAGCAACGGCGGUUCAUUUGUUUGUCUUAUGCUGAUGAUCAACAACUCAGUUGAGACUCAUGACCUUGGCGCUGCCAAUGGCCUGGCAAUGUCUAUGACGGGGUGCUUCCGCUCCCUUGCACCACUUGCCUGUGGGAGCAUAUUUGCUUGGUCCAUCGAUGGUGAGCAUGUCUUUCCGUUUGAUUACCACCUGGUAUUCUUCCUACUGAGCUUCCUCUUCUUGUGCACAUCCAUCGCUAGCACCCGUGUCUCUGAUCUUGUGGAUAAGAAGCUCGGUACACAUGCCGAUGACGUGGAUGUGAGACAAGAAGAAAAUAAUGCACCUGGUGUAGCAGUAGCUGCUGAUGCGGAGCAAGCGAACCAAAUCGAAGAUGUACUAGAGGAAGCAGUGUGACGGCUUGUACACUUGCAUCAACUGAGGUUUGCCCGCCUCCCCUUGGCUUAGAAGUAUGGGUUGUCCUGGCUAGUAAGCCCAAUAAUGCAUGAUAUUUAUGGUUAUUGAUCUUGUGGCUGUUGUCCACUUUUUUUCUUUUUCUUUUUUUCCAGUUUUGGGUUCUGAAUUAUUAUUCCUGACCAACAAGACAUAAGUGAAAUACCUUGUACUUGUAUCAUAUGUCUUCUUCUCAAUAUUUACUCAUCACCGGUAUUAGUUAGCUUAGUUCGCUCGCAGCAAAGGACAUAACCCCAAGCCACAUAGCGCAAACCACUUCUCUUCGCUUGAAACCUCUUCCACUCUUCCUUUCUUAUUCCUUUACCACCACUUAUGGCUCCUGUUUGCCAGGAUGUCGGCUUUUCCGCACUCUCCAUUACGACUGAUUACGCUAUUCUCCCUCUCAUGAAAGUCCCCUAAUCACCGACACAAACCCUGCAUCAAAAUAGUACACGGAUUCUUUGUAGUGCUUACCGAGUGGAUCAUGACCUUUAUAUUAUACGACGUAAGUUUCAGCUCUACCACAAAAAUUAUAAACCAUUUAAUUUAUUGUCACAAAGAAAAUUCACACUGAUCCUGUGUGGAGAUGUACAUGUAUACUGUUGACCAAUUUCAACGACUCCCUGAUCCUGCCAACUUGUUGAGCUUUGUUCCCCUGGCUUCAACAUACAAUGUCCACACGACUUCUUCCUGUGUUGAAUGAUGAUUACAAUGUCCACGA
Molecule: messenger RNA, 3095 nt
Organism: Sycon ciliatum
Lineage: Eukaryota; Metazoa; Porifera; Calcarea; Leucosolenida; Sycettidae
Exons: 16
Coding region: 284-2338 (684 amino acids)
Biological process (GO): transmembrane transport
Molecular function (GO): transmembrane transporter activity
Source: RefSeq, a predicted model, not a curated record